Molecule: messenger RNA, 3453 nt
Organism: Pseudonaja textilis
Lineage: Eukaryota; Metazoa; Chordata; Lepidosauria; Squamata; Elapidae
Source: RefSeq, a predicted model, not a curated record
GACUGACAGGAAAGCCCGCGAGCACGCGCAGAAAAUGUUUAGCUAGUUCUCGUGUUGUUUCCCUUCCCCUGCCCUCCCCUCAUUGUUACGGCUACCAAAGGCGAAAGGCUUCCUUCCUUUCCUUCCCUCGCCGGCACGGUGACGUUCGUUCUUCCCCUCGCUAAGGGCUGACUUUGCGCAUGCGCAGCCGUUCUGCGAGUGGCGGAGGCUAACUGCGGAGGGGGAGGGGAAACAGAACGUUACGCCACGCCACACGACGGGACAGGACCGAACGUAGAAGGCGGGGUCACGAACUCUGACCUCCCAGAUCCGGAGCCGCCACCGACAAAUAAACCCCGAAGAGCUACAGCUGCGCCUGACAGGAGUCUUCAAAUAAUGAUUAUGCAUACAGGAACUGAAGUAUAACAUUAUACCUAUGGGAAUAUUGAUGAUUCAGAAUCAUGGCAACUAUUGAGGAAUUGGCCCAUCAAAUUAUGGAACAACAAAUGGGGGAGCUUUCACUCUUUUUUUGUAGAUAACACACUCCCAAGGAUCUGUUACACAGACAUUAAUGGACGGAACAGCACAAAGAAUUCAGAUUGUUCCUGCUGAUGCAGGACUUUCCUUACCACAGCGGAUAGAGAUCGUUACAGAUCAACAGACAGGGCAGAAAAUUCAGAUUGUGACAGCACUCGAUCAGACUGCAACAAGCAAGCAGUUCAUUUUAACAAAUCAUGAUGGUUCUACCCCAAGUAAAGUGAUCCUUGCAAGACAAGAUGCUACACCAGGAAAAGUUUUUCUAACAACUCCCGAUGCUGCAGGAGGCCAACUAUUUUUUACAACUCCAGAUAUAUCUGCACAGCACAUUCAGAUUUUGACAGACAAUUCUUUAGCAGAACAAACCUUAAAUAAAGUAUUUGAUCUUUGUGUUGUUUGUGGAGACAAGGCUUCAGGACGCCAUUAUGGAGCAGUGACCUGUGAAGGUUGCAAAGGAUUCUUUAAAAGAAGUAUACGGAAGAAUUUAGUAUAUUCAUGUCGGGGAACAAGAGACUGUGUGAUUAACAAGCAUCAUAGAAACAGAUGUCAGUACUGUAGGUUGCAGAGAUGUAUUGCAUUUGGAAUGAAACAAGACUCUGUACAAUGUGAAAGAAAACCCGUUGAAGCAUCGCGAGAAAAAUCUUCAAAUUGUGCAGCUUCUACAGAAAAGAUUUAUAUUCGAAAAGAUUUGCGAAGCCCACUUACAGCAACUCCUACUUUUGUAACAGAUAGCGAAACAGCAAGAUCAACAGGAAUGUUGGAGUCUGGAAUGUUUGUUAAUAUUCAUCAGUCUGGAUUAAAGAAUGAACCUGCAGUACUGAUGACUGCAGAUAAGGUUGAAACGUGUCAAGGAGAUUUAAGUACUUUAGCAAAUGUUGUAACUUCAUUAGCAAAUCUAAAUAAGUCCAAAGAUAUAUCUCAAAAUAGUGAUGAUCUGUCAAUGAUAGAAAACUUAAGCAAUGGAGAUACAUCAUUAUCAGAGCUUCAGCAAGAUGAACAUGCAAGUGCUGAUGUUUCAAGGGCAUUUGAUACUCUUGCAAAAGCAUUAAACCCAGGAGAAAGUACACCAUGUCCGAGUUCUGCAGAAAGUAUGGAAGCAAGUGCUCAUUUAGCUGGAGAAGAAGCAAGCAUGAAUAUUGUUGAAAUAGAAGGCCCACUACUUACCGAUGCUCAUGUAGCUUUCCGGCUCACCAUGCCUUCACCUAUGCCUGAAUAUUUGAAUGUUCAUUAUAUUUGUGAAUCAGCGUCCAGAUUGCUUUUCUUAUCUAUGCACUGGGCCCGUUCUAUUCCUUCUUUUCAAGCUUUAGGGCAGGAUAAUAGCAUAUCAUUAGUAAAAGCCUGCUGGAAUGAACUUUUUACACUUGGUCUGGCACAGUGUUCACAAGUAAUGAAUGUAGCAACAAUCUUAACUGCAUUUGUUAAUCAUCUUCACAAUAGUUUACAGCAAGAUAAGUUAUCAGCAGAUAGAGGAAAACUAAUGAUGGAGCAUAUCUUCAAACUUCAGGAGUUCUGCAACAGCAUGGUGAAGCUUUGUCUUGAUGGUUAUGAAUAUGCUUAUUUGAAAGCAAUUGUCCUCUUCAGUCCUGAUCAUCCAGGCUUAGAAAAUGUGGAACAGAUUGAAAAAUUUCAAGAAAAGGCAUAUAUGGAAUUCCAGGAUUAUGUAAUGAAAGUAUAUCCAGAUGAUACCUACAGGCUCUCUAGGCUACUUCUCAGAUUGCCAGCCUUAAGACUGAUGAGUGCAGCUAUCACAGAAGAACUGUUUUUUGCAGGACUCAUUGGAAAUGUUCAGAUUGACAGUAUCAUACCAUAUAUUCUACGAAUGGAGACUGCAGACUAUAACUCUCAAAUAAUUGGCCAUACUAUAUAAAAAAAAAAAAAAAACCAGUUUCUAUACCAUGGCAAUCGUGGUGAUUUAAAUGUACAUUAUCUCCAAGAGAUAAAAAAAAGUUUUCCUGUGAAGGUGUAGCACAAAAAAUAAAGGAAGGUGCUAAUUCUUCUUUAGCAAUUCAUCUGGAAAAGACAAUGGAAUAUCUUCGCUGGUACAGGAUGACUUGCCUUUUAUCUGAUUUUCAAGAACUUUGUACAUUUCUGAUAAUUAGUGAAAAUCAAGAAGUGUAGUUCAUCCUAUUUUUGUAGCUUAGCUAUACAUGGAACUUGUGAACUUCAAGCAAAUACACAUGUUAACCUUUGAUAAAGAGAAGCUUCAAAAAAACAUUUCAACCUGAUACUAGGACAAAUAAAUUUCUUCUCCAAAUGUUCUGGAUUCAGUAUUUUGUUUCUAUAAGUUUACUUUUGUCAGUUUCCUUUCUGCUUCCAUUUCUGAGACAGAGUUUCAAUUCUGGAUAACUCAGCUACUUUUUUCAGAAGUUAAUUUUUUAUUCAGAAACAGGUGAUUUUGGAAUUACUUAAAACAGGGCUUUAUCUCAUGUUAGCCUUCCAAAUCAGUGAUUACAUCUUUUGCAGUACUUAGAUUAAUUUGAAGUACAAAUAAUUGUUAUGUUCAAAGUUAUUUAUCAGUUGCCAAGAUUUCAGAGUAAACAUAAUCCUAGAUAUUUUAAUCACAUCAAAAUUGUUAUUCCUAACUCCUGUUAUUUAUACAUGCAAAAUCAUUUGCCAUUGUGAUUGUGCUUUAAUAAUGUUUAAGCACAUGUAUCUAGGUAAAUUUGGAGAAAUAUAUUGAAUUUCAUUGUAUGCAACUCUGUGAAACAACACAUUCAGCCACAUCCAGUGUUAUAUGAGCAAUGAAGCUUGCACAUUGUACUUUUCCUCAGUCCUUUUGUGUAUCCCAGGUUUGCUCCCUUAUCUUAAACCUGGAGCAAAUUUGGGAAGAACAUAGAGAAAAUGAAAGAUGGGAGAAGAGUUUUUCCACAGAUUGAUGCUAUUCCACUAUUAGAAUUACACUACUGAAUGAAAUUAUCACUUUUAUUGAUAAAAAUU